This is a messenger RNA of Paramecium sonneborni, 1006 nucleotides long. The record is from the annotation of a GenBank genome assembly. Lineage: Eukaryota; Ciliophora; Oligohymenophorea; Peniculida; Parameciidae.
AUGGAUUGUAUUUUAGAAACUAUUCAAAAAGGAAUUAGAAGUCUAGAACUGAAAUAGCCUAGAUAUGCCCCUAUUUACUAUAUUCUAACUAGUUCACUUUUAUUUUCAAUAAAUUCAAUGUUAAGCAAAUUUGUUUCAAAUAUUCCUUCCUCUUAAAUAGUUUAUUUUCGAGCAAUAAUUAUGUGUUUGAUGAAUACUAUAGUAACGAGCAAUUAAAAAAUACCACUCUAUGGAUUUACAAAAGAUAUUUACAAAAAAUUAUUUAUGAGAAGCAUAUUCGGAUGUUUAGGAACAAUUUGUUUUUAUUCAGGAAUAAUGCAAGUUAGUGUAUCAGAAGGACAAGUUCUCUUUAGAACAUCUCCUCUUUGGACUUCUCUUAUGGCAAUCUAUUAUUUAAAAACUGAAAAGUUUUAGAAGAGUUUAUUUGUUAAUCUGAUUUUGUGCUUUUUCGGAAUUUUUCUUAUCAGUUAGCCACCAAUACUACUAAAUAUGUUAGGUUAUGAAUAAAUAGAAAAUUAAUAAGAGACAUAAUUGAUGGGGAUAGUAUUAAUUAUACUUGCUGCAAUUUUCUCUUCUACUAUACAAGUAUUAAUUAAUUAAUUGGCUAAAUCAGUAUUAAUUUAUUUUAUUUAGGUAAAUCAAUUGGUAAUUCUAUAAUAUUUCUCUAUUAUUUCAAUUGGAGUAACAUCUAUAGCAUUAUUUAUAAUUCCAGCUUAAUAAUGGUUAAUUCCAAACUAUUAUGAAACAAUUAUAUUAAGUCUGAUUGGUGGAACUUCAUAUUUUUCCUAGCUUAUGAUGAAUAGAGCAUAUAUGAAAGGUAACCUUACUGAAAUAUCGAUGCUGGGUUAAUCCUAGGUUAUUUAUGGAUAUUUUAUAGAUACUUUAAUGGGGACAAACUUAUCUAUUUUUAGUAUUUUAGGUACAGUUAUAAUUCUGGCUUCUUUAAUAAAAGUUGUUCUAGAUAAAUCCAAAUCUUCACAACAAUAAAAAGGACCUUGAUAAUCAG